GUUCGGCAGGCAGGCAUGGAGGAGGACGAUCGGUCAAUCGCGGCGCCCGAGGGGAAGAACAAGGCGAUCGACUACGACAAGCUUGAGAGGGACGUGGACCACCAGCGCGAUGUGGCUCUCAAGGAGGGGAGGCUGACUGAAGCGCUGGAUGCGCUCCUGGGCCUGGAGAAGCAGAUGCGCCUGGCUGCUGAUGUGGUGGGGACGCGCACAGUGGCGGUGGCAAUUCUCAAGGUCUGCCACGAGGCAGCUGCGUGGAAGCUUCUCAACGAGCAGAUUGUGGCGCUGUCGAAGCGCCGAGCGCAGCUGAAACAGGUGGUGGCGGCGAUGGUGCAGGAAGCCAUGAAGUACGUGGAUGACGCACCUGAUGACGUCAUUCGGGAGGAGCUGAUCAAGACGCUCAGCGGAGUCACCGCGGGCAAGAUCUACGUGGAGAUAGAGAGGGCGCGCCUGGUGAAGCGCCUGGCGCGCAUGAAGGAGGCGGAGGGCAAGGUGAAGGAGGCCGCGGAGAUCAUGCAGGAGGUCGCGGUGGAGACGUUUGGAGCCAUGGCAAAGACAGAGAAGAUCGACUUUAUCCUCGAGCAGGUCCGCCUGUGUCUGGACUCUGGCGACUUCAUGAGGGCACAGAUCCUCGCCAAGAAGAUCAGCCCACGUGCAUUCGCCUCUGAGACCGUUGAAGCUGCUGAGAAGGCCAAGGUGGAGGCAGCUGCAGCAGCAGCGGGGGAGGGGAAGGAGGAGGGGAAGAAGAAAAGGAAGGGGCCGAAGGAGGAGGGGGAGAUUCAGCCCGCUGCCCCUGAUGUGCCCACGCUGGUGGAGCUGAAGCUGAAGUUUUAUGAGCUCAUGAUCCGCUACCACACCAACGCGAAUGACUAUCUGGAGAUCUGCCGGUGCUAUCAGAACAUCUAUGACACACCAGCAGUCAAGGCCGACCAGGAGCGCUGGAUCCCCGUGCUGAAGAAAAUAUGCUGGUAUCUGGUGCUGGCACCGCAUGGCAGCAUGCAGUCGUCUCUCCUCCACUCUACCUUCGCUGACCCUCACCUCCUCGACCUCCCCAAGUUCCGCGCGCUGCUGAAGCUGUUCAUAACGAUGGAGGUGGUGGGGUGGCCACAGCUGCAGGCGGACUAUCGCGGGGAGAUGGAGGAGGAGAAGGGCACAGUCUUCCUCAAGCCCUCUGCUCUCGAAGACCUGCGCCUGCGCGUCAUCCAGCACAACAUCCUGGUGGUAUCCAAGUACUAUGUGCGCAUCACCAUGGCACGCCUUGCUCAGCUGCUCUCCCUCACUGUCCAGGAGGCGGAGAAUUUUUUAUCAGACAUGGUGGUGGAGAAGGUGCUUGUGGCUAAGAUUGACCGGCCGGCGGGGAUUGUCACAUUUGGCAAGAGGCAGGAGAGCGGAGUGCAGCUGUUGGAUAAAUGGGCGAGCGACAUCGCGAAGCUGCUUGAUCUUGUGGAGACAAGCUGCCAUCACAUUCACAAGGAGGCGAUGCCGUCUGUCGCCGCCAUGGCGCAAGCGCUGACCAUGAGCACUUCGCGCGCGACAUCUGUCGCACGCGCAGAUCUCAUCUCUGCGACCCGCCGUAACGCCACGUCAGCAGUCAGUCCACGUGUCGCCCUCUCUCAAGCUCACCUCUCGAGUCGGCUGCUUAGCGGCAGGCGGAUUCCCGAUCGUGUAAUCCUUCGAUCGCAAAUUUCUCGCCGGCCGUCGCAGGCGAGCCAAUUCAAUCGCUCGCUGUCGCACGUCGUCGCAGCCGUUAGCUCAUCUGUCGCAGUAGAGGAGGCAGACGUCGUUAUCGUCGGUGCCGGCGUGUCGGGUCUUUGCACGGGACUUGCUCUAACCACGGAUCACGCGGACACUGUAUCGAAGGUGAUUGUAACGGAGGCGCGGGAUCGCGUGGGCGGCAACAUCACGACGGUGGUGGGCGAGCCGGGGACGGCGAACGAGGGGUAUCUGUGGGAGGAGGGACCCAACAGCUUCCAGCCCAACGACGCCAUGCUCAAAUGCGCCCUCGACAGCGGCGUCAUCGACCAGUUGGUCCUGGGAGAUCCCGACGCGCCCCGCUUCGUGUUCUGGGAGGGCCGGCUGCGCCCCGUGCCGGCCGGCCUGCUGGACCUGCCCGUGUUCGACCUUAUGUCCAUCAUCGGCAAGAUCCGCGCUGGGUUGGGAGCUUUUGGUCUCCGCCCUGCCGCUCCUGAGGGCAAGGAGGAGAGUGUGGAGGAGUUUGUGCGGCGCAAUCUGGGCGCUGAGGUGUUCGAGCGCCUCAUCGAGCCCUUCUGCUCCGGUGUGUACGCUGGAGACCCAUCGAAACUGAGCAUGAAGGCCGCGUUCGGAAAGGUGUGGCGCCUGGAGCAGCUUGGGGGGUCCAUCUUUGGCGGCUCCAUGAAGCUGAUCAAGGAGAGACAGGCCAACCCGCCGCCCCCUCGUGACCCGCGCCUGCCGAAGCCCAAGGGGCAGACAGUGGGGUCGUUCCAAAAGGGACUCAUCACCCUCCCCACUGGCAUUGCCAGCAAGCUCGGCGACCGGGUGAGGCUUGGGUGGAAGCUGACGGCCAUAGAGAAGCGGCCAGGUGGCAGCGGCUUCCUUCUCUCCUACGACACUCCCGAGGGCGCCAAGCAGCUCUCAGCGCACUCGCUGCUGCUCACCGUUCCCUCCUAUGUCGCUGCUGACCUUCUGAAGCCGUUCUCGGCAGCAGCAGCAGCCGCCCUCUCGGCCUUCUACUACCCACCCGUGGCAGCAGUGACCAUCUCGUACCCCAAGGAGGCCAUUCGAGAGGACAGGCUCGUGGGGGGCGAACUCAAGGGCUUUGGACAGCUGCACCCGCGCACCCAGGGCAUUGUCACUCUGGGCACCAUCUACAGCUCAGUGCUCUUCCCCAACCGGGCUCCGGACGGCCGUGUGCUGCUGCUGUGCUACAUUGGCGGCGCAUGCAACACCAAGAUCGCUACCAUGAGCGAGGAGGAGAUAGUGAAGCAGGUGGACAUCGAUGUGCGCAAGAUGCUCAUCAAGCCCGAUGCGGUCGCGCCCCUCACGCACGGCGUGCGCGUGUGGCCGCGCGCCAUUCCCCAGUUCAACGUGGGUCAUCUCGACAACCUCGCCAAGGCGCGCGAGGAGAUCAAGGCGGCUGGGCUUGAGGGCGUGUUCCUGGGAGGGAAUUACGUGGCGGGUGUCGCGCUGGGUCGGUGCGUGGAGGGUGGGUAUGAGAGCGCGGCGGAGGUGGUACAAUAUUUGAAGGAAAAUGUUGCUGUUAGCAAAUAA
Messenger RNA from Closterium sp. Yama58-4, 3246 nucleotides. The record is from the annotation of a GenBank genome assembly. Lineage: Eukaryota; Viridiplantae; Streptophyta; Zygnematophyceae; Desmidiales; Closteriaceae.